GCGCCAAGUGCUUACGUCGGUCACGUGACCGAAACAGUCGCGGGAAAACACAAAUAUGAUUAUUUCCGAGUGUUAGCUAAGCGGCUACACGGACUCGAACUCGUUUCUCUUUUUUAUGACUAUUUUUACAGAAGUUUGCUGUUAUUAAUCAGCGAGAAACACACAGGAGCAUCGAUAGGCGCUCGAGACACUUUGGACGUAGCGAUGAGUGCGGUGAAGGCAGAAGACGUGAAGCGAGGCAUCGCUGUGAUUUGGGAGAAUCUGCAGUGUCCCAUAUGUCUGGAUUUGAUGAGCGAACCCGUCUCGACCCGCUGUGAUCACCAGUUCUGCAAAUUCUGCAUGACCAAGCUGCUGGAAAGGAAUAAGAGAAAAGAGACGAGCUGCCCCGUGUGCAAGACGAAGGUCACCAAGAGGAGUCUGCAGGAAAGUCCAGGCUUCCAGAAACUGGUGGAAGGUCUCCAGAAUUUAGUUCGUUCUUACGAAUUUGAUACGCGCACAAACUAUUUGACUGGAUUGCCACAGAGGAGACAGGGCGCUAGUGUUGAGACGGAGUCGAGAGAUCAGCAGGGCAGCGGAGAGAACACGACCUCAGAGGGCGAAGUGACGGAGAAAGAAGCGACUCUUUCCUCCACAGCAGCAGCUAAAGAUGCUUUCGCAAAACUCAUGUGUUUCGAGGAUUCAUGUCCUGCCACUUCAGAACAGGAUUGCUUAGACAGAAGUCCUGGAGAUGUGCCACAAAAAUCGAGAAUAAACGCUGCAGAUCGUGAAGAAGCUCCACCGAGAGCAGAAGCCAGUGACUCGCAGACGCAGCAGGAUGUCACUCCAGAUGACGGGAGACGUUCCCGCAGGAGAUCUAAGCGCCUCUGUUUGGAGCCAGACAGAAUUAUGGAUAAAAGACAGAAGAAGAGUGUGCAGAAGGUGUCCGAGUGGUUGCUGAAGAUUUCUCCGACUUCUGACACACAAACCGGAAGCAACACGGAAGGAGAUCUUCCGAAUUUGACAGACAGCGAUGCUGAAAAAGAGAGUACAGCUUCACGUGCGUCGACGGAGAUUAACGCUUCUGAUAAAGAUAAAGAUAAAGCUGACGCGAGUCCGGAAAGGGAAGUGCCUUGUCGAGGUCUGGAAGAGCGAGUGUUCGGAGCUGUGUAUAAACGCGAGCGCAAAGUUGUCAAGACCACCAAAGUCACCAAAAGUUUCUCUCCUGAAAGAGAGAUCGCGCCUGUCGUUCCAUCCGGAAAUUUAUCGGAAAAGGAUGAAAAGAUCAAGAUGCCUCAGAGGAGGUCAAGCCGUAAGUUGACUCCAGCUGACUUUAUCAGGAAGACGUCAAAUGAAGAUAAAGAAGAUGGAGUGAAUCAAGAGGAAGUUGAUGAAGGACGCAAACAAGAAAACAGCAGCGAGCCGUUAAAGUCCUCAGGUGAGCAGGAAAAGGUGGUGCAGAUUGGUCCUGAUGAUGAAAACGCUGAAAAUACAGAAGAAAGUCCAGCAUUUGAGGUGCCAUUGAAGAAACAAGGGAGGAGAUCAAAGAUGCAGGAGAUUUGGCAAGAUGUGGAUCGUGACUUGACGGAGAAAGAAAACAACACGGACAUCAAGAAAGAUCGGAAGAGACGGAUCACUAGGAGCAGCCGUGACACUGCAAAAUCUGACGAUUUGGAAAAAUGCAAAAGUGCCAAAUAUUCCAAGUCCCUUGCUCUAGUCAGUGCUGGAACGGAGAUUGUUGAUUUGAGGGAGAACGUUCCGGGUAAUCCCAAACUAAUCGAGGCAGAAGUUAAUAUUGAAAGUUACCCUAGUAGCGCAGAGCCGAAGUCUCCUGAUGCUCGGAAAACCAGACGAAGCUCAAGGCUGCAGGAGUUCACCGCGGAAGUUCAGGGUCUUCCGAGAAGAAGACGGUCUAAACAAGCUCUUCCAAAACCGGCUGACGGACCUGAACAUAAUACAUCCACUAACCUGGAUGAGCCACGAUCAGCGAAGACUGAUCAUGUUGGUGCAGGUCAGCCUUCACAGAGUGAGAAACCAGAACGGUCUGUGAGGAGAAACGGUUGUGUUUACAACGAUGACUUUGAAAACAUUGAAAUCGUGCAGUCAGGCGAGGAUGCAGCUGCUCCUAAGUGUGUAUCCGAGGGGACUGUAACUGAAGAACAUUCGCUCGUUUCCGUCGUCCCAGACACGGUGGAUCAAGACAAGCACGAUAUCCCUCGUUCUACCAAAGUUGCAAACUCGACAAGUCCGUUAGCGGCUCUGGUUCCAGAAUCCUUUCCACAGAAACGUCAGGAAUCACCAGCUACAAAAACGCUGACACCUGCUGUGGAGCGCAGAGAUACAGACCAAGGAGAAGACACCAAUGAUAGUGAACUUGACACUGAGCAACUCAUGAAGACCUUCAAGGCCACCAAGAGAAAAUCCUUCUACCUGGGUAGUCCCAGGACUUCACACUCCAGAACGCAAGAGAAAUCCCUUACUCAGAUUUUAGAGGAAGAGAAGCAGGAGAGCGUAGAUCAAGCACAGAUACCAGGCAUCUCUCCGGACACUGAUCAAGUUCUACCCUCAAAUCCUUGUGAGCUGGCACCCCGUGAGAUCACGCCCCAAACAUCUCAAAGCUGUAUUGCAGAUUGUGUUGCAAGUGUCAGUCUGCUUCAGGUGAAAUCACCGGCUCUUCCCAGUCUUCCAGAAGACACCCAAAAAGACAAUUCCGUAAAAACCUCAGGUGCCAGUGACCAUCCUGAGAAGGUUGCAAAGUCUCAAGAUUCCUCAAGUUCUCAAGAUUCCAGGCUUCCUGUGAACCUUGAAUGUGCAAAUUCCGUCCAGCUUUUCUCUACAACCGUGACCCAAGAGGAGCCACAAAUCUCUCACAGCAAAGAUUCAACAAAGUCUCCAAAGUCUUCAGAAAUUCAAGAGAAACAAUCGCAAGCAAACAUUGACGUAGACUUGAACACAAUUUCCAGCAUCCCGUUGGGAAACAUGACCAACUCGUCCGUAACACCAGAUGGCCUUGUAACAAAUGGUCCUGAAGCUCUGGUCAUGGAACCUGCAGCCACUCAGAACGUGGAUAAGAUGGAUGAAGGAGAAAUUCUUUCUCAGCCAUGUUUGCGGAGGAAGAGGAAGGCCCAGAGACUGGAGUCUACAGAUUCCGAAUCCAGUCUGGAGGAUGAUGAUUUACCCCCACUAGCCCAGAUAUUUAAAUCUCACCAUUCGUCCUCAUCGUCUGCCAAAGAUCCAGUGAUGAACUCUUUAAACCAAGAUGGCCUCCAAGCUGAAGAACGAAGCCCAAAGCCAGGUUUAGACCCUGUGAGUCAGGAUAGUCGCUCUCGCAGUGACCCAGAAGCUGAGUCAAGUUCUGCAAGCCAGAGUGUCGCUCCUUAUCAGAAACAGCAAUCUCCUGAAGACGUAAACUCUAAUAAUGUACAAGAUGGCGGUGUUCCUGACUCACCUGGCAGAGAUGAGUGGAUUACUUCUAGUCAAGGAUCUGUGGAUCUUUUUGGGACACCACGGGAAAGUGAAGAAGUGGUUGACGGUGUUUGUGGAAACACAGGGCUUUCCGUCGAGUCAACUCAGUACUCGAGCGAGAUUAUUACCACUCAGCAGAGACAGGAGAUGCAGCAGGAGCUGCACAGGCUGGAGAGGAUGAUGGCGUUAGUGUCUGAGGCGAUCCAGAAGAAAGACGGCGACUCGGACGAGAAAAAUAAGACGGAGGACGGCGACCAGCGCUCAGGGCAGCGAGGCAGAGUCAGAAGUCAGCGAUCCUGUAAAGGCGGAAGGCAGCCGUCUCAGAGGUCAGAGGUCAGAGGUCAGCGUGCCGUGCCUGAGGAUCAGAGCGCUGAUGUGAUGGUGGAAAAGAAGCCGAAUGAGCUGAGGGGAGAAAGUACGGCCGCCCUAGAAGAACGUUCGCUAAAGACCGAGUGCAGAAGUGAAAGUGGAGGCCGAAUGGAGCUGGUGGCGUCGGGACUCAGCGCCGCUGAGCAGGGCCUGAUGAAGAAAUUUGCGAGGAAGAUGAAGGCUGGUGUAAGCAGUCAGGUCACUCCCACUACGACUCACAUCAUCAUCAAAACAGAUGGAGACUUGGUGUGUGAGCGAACGCUGAAGUACUUCCAGGGCAUCGCUGGCAGGAAGUGGGUGUUGAGCUUCCUGUGGAUCUCGGAGUGCUUCAAACACGGCAAACUUCUAGCUGAAGCUCCGUAUGAGGUUUGCGGUGACGUCGUUAACGGACGCGACCACAACGGCCCCCGAAAAGCCCGAACCGCUCCGGAUGAUAACCUGCUGAUGAAAGGAUGUGAGAUCUGCUUCCAGGGCUCCUUCACUGACAUGACCACAGAUCAGAUGGAGGUCAUGGUGGAGCUGUGUGGUGCUACGGUCAUGAAAGAUCCGCUGAUGUUCUCCAGAAAGGCUCUCCGUUAUCAGCUGGUGGUGGUUCAGCCAGGCCCUGAUGACUCUCAGUCCUACUAUGCAGCUCUGCAGAGAAAAGCCACCGUAGUGACUCGGAGCUGGCUCUUGGAUUCAGUCGCCACGUACACGCUCCAAAAUCCACGUGAUUAUAAACCGUAAUGACGAUGUUUUUGUUUUUGUGGGUUUUUUUUUUCCCUUCUCUUGCUUUCUCUGCUUGUUUUUCUCUCCUUACUUGCACUUUAUUUUGCGCAGAGCUCAAACCGCUCACUACUUUUCCUUUCACUUUUUCCUUUCAAAAAAAAGAAUCUAUUUUAAAGUGUGUUGUAAAUAAGACUUUGUCCUUGUACAUUUCAGUAUAAAACACUCAACAGGU
Molecule: messenger RNA, 4750 nt
Organism: Pangasianodon hypophthalmus (striped catfish)
Lineage: Eukaryota; Metazoa; Chordata; Actinopteri; Siluriformes; Pangasiidae
Product: BRCA1 DNA repair associated
Exons: 20
Coding region: 205-4536 (1443 amino acids)
Biological process (GO): negative regulation of fatty acid biosynthetic process; double-strand break repair via homologous recombination; positive regulation of transcription by RNA polymerase II
Cellular component (GO): plasma membrane; BRCA1-A complex; BRCA1-BARD1 complex
Molecular function (GO): ubiquitin-protein transferase activity; metal ion binding
Source: RefSeq, a predicted model, not a curated record